This is a messenger RNA of Aureobasidium subglaciale EXF-2481, 1587 nucleotides long. RefSeq lists its product as uncharacterized. Gene Ontology annotation, cellular component: nucleus; cytoplasm. The record is from RefSeq and is a predicted model, not a curated record. Bases 1 to 1587 code for a protein of 528 amino acids. Lineage: Eukaryota; Fungi; Ascomycota; Dothideomycetes; Dothideales; Saccotheciaceae. The transcript is spliced from 3 exons. Gene Ontology annotation, molecular function: protein serine/threonine phosphatase activity.
AUGGGCAACCAGCCGUCAAAGGGCGAGAAGGGCUCGCAAGACGGCCCUGAUCUCAGCUCAUAUCCCUCCUUCUCAAAGUCCGACACGCAGGGCUCCACGCGUUCUUUCCGCGGCUCCAUUCGCUCAAAGAUCCCCUCAAAGAUCUCCACUGAUAACCUGAAGGGCUCGUCAUCGUCGCUGGCCUCGCCUAAGAGACAGUCAGAGCCGAACAUCGACACUUCCGCCAGCCAGUCGAUACCCACUUCCAAGCACAAGCGCUCUCCUUCGGCACCCUCGCUAUCCGAGACUUCGCGUCGAGGCAGCGGAGCGAGCAAUGACCAAGACGCUGACGCCGAUGAUCAAGACGAUGCUCAAGCUCCUCCCUCCCCCACUCUCUCAUCCUCCAUCGGUCAUGGUCAUUCCGACAUCACGAAAGCCCAGCGAUCUGGCGAAGUCGAGCACGUCUCUGAUGCUCCUCCUACCGGCACUCUGCAGCACAACAACCUUACCGAGCCUAAGGAGUCCAUCUUGAUGAAGAAGGCUGAUCACAAGCCCAGCGCCGCCGCCGCAGCUCUCGCGCUAUCCGAAGGUUCGGCUUCAUCCAUGGACAUCGGCGUUCUCAAGACGUCGGACUUGGAUGAAAUGAUCAAGCGUUUGAUCGACGCCGGAUACGCCGGCAAGGUUACCAAGACUGUGUGCCUCAAGAAUGCCGAGAUCUUUGCCAUUUGCCAGGCCGCUCGCGAGGUCUUCCUAUCCCAGCCUGCCUUGUUGGAGCUUGCACCUUCAGUCAAGAUUGUGGGUGACGUACACGGCCAAUACACCGACUUGCUGCGCAUGUUCGAGAUGUGUGGCUUCCCUCCCAACUCCAACUACCUCUUCCUGGGCGACUACGUUGACCGUGGCAAACAAAGUUUGGAAACCAUUCUUUUGUUGCUCUGCUACAAGCUGCGCUAUCCUGAGAACUUCUUCCUCUUGCGUGGUAACCACGAAUGUGCCAAUGUAACGCGUGUCUACGGCUUCUACGACGAAUGCAAGCGUCGUUGCAACAUCAAGGUCUGGAAGUCAUUUGUCGACACUUUCAACUGCUUGCCUAUCGCCUCUAUCGUUGCGGGCAAGAUUUUCUGCGUGCAUGGCGGCCUGUCGCCUAGUCUGUCACACAUGGACGACAUCCGUAACAUUGCAAGACCGACCGAUGUUCCUGAUUAUGGGCUGCUCAACGAUCUGCUAUGGAGUGAUCCGGCAGACAUGGAGAAUGACUGGGAAGCCAACGAGAGAGGCGUCAGCUACUGCUUUGGCAAGAAGGUCAUCAUGGAGUUCCUCGCCAAACACGAUUUUGAUCUGGUUUGCAGAGCGCACAUGGUGGUUGAAGAUGGAUACGAGUUUUUCACCGACCGAGUUCUGGUGACUGUGUUCUCCGCACCAAACUACUGCGGAGAAUUCGACAACUGGGGAGCCGUCAUGUCUGUAUCUGGUGAGCUUCUGUGCAGUUUCGAGCUGCUGAAGCCCCUGGAUUCGAGUGCUCUAAAGCGACACAUUAAGAAGGGCCGAAAUGAACGCCAAAACAUGCUGAACAGUCCGCCUGCAAGUCAAUAUCCUCAGAGUUAUUAA